Molecule: messenger RNA, 3441 nt
Organism: Labrus bergylta (ballan wrasse)
Lineage: Eukaryota; Metazoa; Chordata; Actinopteri; Labriformes; Labridae
Gene: kdm1a
Product: lysine (K)-specific demethylase 1a
Biological process (GO): positive regulation of transcription by RNA polymerase II; negative regulation of transcription by RNA polymerase II
Cellular component (GO): nucleus
Molecular function (GO): oxidoreductase activity; transcription factor binding; chromatin binding
Source: RefSeq, a predicted model, not a curated record
UGUGCCGUCUUUGUGUUGACAUCUUCGGAGGUUUGAGAGUGUUUGAAUGGAUAUUACCAGGUGCACGGAGAAAUGGAACCUCAAACCCAGGAAGGAGGAGAGGCCUCCAACAUCCUCCAUGAUGCUGUCAAGCAAGAAGUCAGACGCUGGCUCCUCUUCCUCCUCCACCUCAUCUUCUGCAGGAGCAGCAGGAGGUGAUAGGGCUCCGGUUUCUGAUGCCCAGACUGGUCCUUCAGGAUCAGCGGCAGGCCCUAUGGAUGUAAAGAAAAAAGAGAGGUCUUCCCCUAGUGGGGAACCUGGUGGAGCCCCUUUGCCCCACCAUGGGGGGCCUGGGGGGGCAGACCAAGACGCAGCUGAAGUUCGAAGAACGAGUCGUCGCAAGCGAGCGAAAGUGGAGUACCGCGAGAUGGACGAAAGCCUGGCCAAUCUGUCGGAAGACGAAUACUACUCUGAGGAGGAGAGAAACGCCAAGGCGGAGAAAGAGAGGAAGCAGGUCAUCCCGCCUCCAGCGCCACCAGUCGAGGAAGAGAAUGACAGUGAGCCAGAAGAACCUUCUGGUGUAGAGGGAGCUGCUUUCCAGAGCCGUCUGCCUCAUGACCGUAUGACAUCCCAGGAAGCCGCCUGCUUCCCGGACAUCAUCAGCGGACCCCAGCAGACGCAGAAGGUUUUCCUCUACAUACGCAAUCGUACGCUCCAACUGUGGCUGGACAACCCGAAGAUCCAGCUGACCUUUGAAGCAACAGCACAGCAGCUUGAAGCUCCAUACAACAGUGAUGCUGUGCUGGUCCACAGGAUACACAGCUACCUAGAAAGGCACGGUCUCAUUAACUUUGGUAUCUACAAGAGAGUCAAGCCUCUACCCACUAAAAAGACCGGGAAGGUUAUAGUCAUUGGCGGAGGUGUUUCUGGGUUAGCAGCAGCCAGGCAGCUACAGAGCUUCGGGAUGGAUGUUACUGUAUUGGAGGCCAGGGACCGUGUUGGAGGCAGAGUGGCCACAUUCAGGAAGGGCAACUAUGUAGCCGAUCUGGGUGCCAUGGUGGUAACAGGCCUAGGAGGGAAUCCCAUGGCAGUGAUCAGUAAGCAGGUCAACAUGGAGCUGGCAAAGAUCAAACAGAAGUGUCCGCUGUAUGAAGCCAACGGCCAAGCUGGGGAACGGUGCACAAGCGUGCCAAAAGAAAAGGACGAGAUGGUGGAGCAAGAGUUCAACAGAUUACUGGAGGCCACCUCCUACCUCAGCCACCAGCUGGACUUCAACUUCCUCAACAACAAACCUGUUUCUCUGGGACAGGCCCUGGAGGUGGUCAUACAGCUGCAGGAGAAGCAUGUUAAAGAUGAACAAAUAGAACACUGGAAGAAGAUUGUUAAGACUCAGGAAGAGCUCAGGGAUCUUCUCAACAAGAUGGUGACCACUAAGGAGCGGGUGAAGGAGCUUCAUCAGCAGCACAAAGAGGCCAGUGAAGUCAAACCACCCAGAGAUAUCACAGCAGAGUUCCUAGUCAAGAGCAAGCACCGCGACCUCACAGCACUCUGCAAAGAGUACGAUGAGCUGGUGGAGAUGCAGGUCAAGCUGGAGGAGAAGCUGCAGGAGCUCGAGGCAAAUCCACCAAGUGAUGUUUACCUAUCAUCCAGGGAUCGGCAGAUCCUCGACUGGCACUUUGCCAACUUGGAGUUUGCCAACGCUACGCCCCUCUCCACCCUUUCUCUUAAGCAUUGGGAUCAGGACGAUGACUUUGAGUUCACCGGCAGCCACCUGACAGUGAGGAACGGUUACUCUUGUGUUCCUGUGGCGCUGGCUGAAGGCCUGGACAUCAAACUGAACACUGCAGUGCGCCAGGUUCGGUACACGGCUUCAGGCUGUGAGGUGAUAGCAGUCAACACCCGCUCCACCACCCAGACCUUCAUAUACAAGUGUGACGCCGUGUUGUGCACCCUGCCUCUCGGCGUGUUGAAGCAGCAGCCCCCUGCGGUGCAGUUUGUUCCCCCGCUGCCCGAGUGGAAGACGUCUGCCAUUCAGAGGAUGGGCUUCGGCAACCUCAACAAGGUGGUGUUGUGUUUCGACCGGGUGUUCUGGGAUCCCAGUGUCAACCUGUUUGGUCACGUCGGCUCCACCACAGCGAGUCGAGGCGAACUCUUCCUUUUCUGGAACCUCUACAAAGCGCCGAUCUUACUCGCCCUGAUGGCCGGUGAGGCGGCGGGCAUCAUGGAGAACAUCAGCGAUGAUGUGAUUGUCGGACGCUGCCUGGCCAUUCUCAAAGGAAUAUUUGGAAGCAGCGCUGUGCCACAGCCGAAAGAAACUGUGGUCACCCGUUGGCGUGCGGACCCCUGGGCGAGGGGCUCCUACUCGUACGUGGCGGCAGGUUCUUCGGGUAACGACUAUGACCUGAUGGCGCAGCCCAUCACGCCCGGACCGGCUAUUCCAGGAGCCUCACAGCCUGUCCCUCGUCUCUUCUUCUCCGGGGAGCACACCAUCAGGAACUACCCCGCCACAGUCCACGGCGCCCUGCUCAGCGGGCUCCGCGAGGCGGGACGUAUCGCAGAUCAGUUCCUGGGUGCCAUGUACACACUCCCCCGACAAGCCACGCCCACAGCCGCCAGCAACCCUCCGCAGGCUCAGCCCACCCCAAGCGUGUGAAAAUGACUCUCCCAUUUUUUUUUUUUUUCCCUGCCAACUCUGGACUUUCACAUCAUUCAUAGCAGUUUCUUUUUCUUUCAAGAAGUUUAACCAUAAACUGUUAUUUCUGUACGUGGAAAUCUUUGAAGUCCCACACACAACUUUGGGUCUUUGCCUUUUCUCAAAUAAUGACACUGAGUAUUUUGUGAAGUUGACACACACGUAAUGGAGCCCAUCAGACUUUUAUUUAGGAAUAUAAUCUACUGAGGUAUAGAAAGUCUGGGCCCUGCUACAGGAUGAAUCAAUCCAAAUAUUGUUACAUGUAAAUGUAAUGACUCAUGUGAGACUUCAUAAAUAUACUAACCUAGCCUUAAAAAGAACAGAAGCAUAGCAUUUCAUUUAAGAAAUCUAUUUAUGUCCCCUGUCUAAAAAAAACGUAAUGUGCACACAUCGAGACAUGUGAAAAAACACGAUUUAAAUCCACUAAAACUGUUCAGCCUGUCUAAGCUAAAGACGUUUCCCCUCUGCUGUCACUCAAAGAGGCCUCGUCUUGUUUGUCUUAAGGCUUAAAAACGUGGCUCUGUACUGUAGCGGUUUACCUCCUGAAUUUAUUUCUGACAUUUAGGUUGCAGAGCGUAGUGAAAAUAGUUUGAAUUAAAAGGUAAAAAAAAAAAAGAAGAAAAGAGACAGAUAUACUGAAAGAAUUGUGAAUGUUUUGUUUUUUUGUUGCAAUAGCAGUUUUAAGUAUUUUAUUAUGGUUGUCAUGGCGUCCUUUUUUUUUUUAUAUUGUCCUUUUUUUUUUGUUAUUAAAAGAAGAGAGAAAGUUUGUC